This is a messenger RNA of Selaginella moellendorffii, 1795 nucleotides long. RefSeq lists its product as uncharacterized. The transcript is spliced from 8 exons. Bases 6 to 1595 code for a protein of 529 amino acids. NCBI's taxonomy places the organism in Eukaryota, Viridiplantae, Streptophyta, Lycopodiopsida, Selaginellales, Selaginellaceae. Gene Ontology annotation, biological process: phospholipid metabolic process. The record is from RefSeq and is a predicted model, not a curated record.
GGCUCAUGGAAGAGAAUGCGAGGCGGUGGAGGGGAAAUUUGCGCGCGAUGAAAGAGCGAGUGAGGGAUCGCCUCUGCGCAGCGCAAGCACACAGUUCUCUCAGGCAAUCGCAGCAAAGAUCCGGUGUGGUGCGUGGAGCAGCGCUUGGCAGGGCCAGGACGGGGUUCGUAGUCGCCAGGGUAUUCAAGGGAAACGUCGUGUUUGCGCGGGUUGCCAAGAAUCUGCGGCAGCGACAGCGGGCGUGGAGGAAAAUCUCGAUCGCCGAUCGCAUUCCAAGCUUCCGGAAUCUCAUCGCUGGAGCUUUCGGUGGAGCGAUUCUUGUCGGUGGCUCCUCCGCUCACGCCGAAGCGCAUGAAGCUCCACAGGGGUUCUUGGAAGAGCUGGCCACCAGAAGAAAAUUCUUCAAAGGCCGGGGCGCUGCAACUAUCGACGAUGAUCUAAAGAAGAAAAUUUCCGAGGACUCUCCAACCGUCCGUGUUCUUCGUGCCAUAGCUGUUCCAGUUCUCGCAAAUGUUUGCCAUGUUUUCAUGCAUGGACUUAACCACACUGAGGUCUAUGGCUUGGAGAAGCUUGAGAAAGCACUUCUACAUCGCCCCCAAAGCACGGGUCUACUAACGCUGAGCAAUCACGUUGCCGCAAUGGAUGAUCCUUUGGUCACAGCUUCUUUACUAUCGCCUCAGAUUCUGCUUCAUGAAAGGAUGCUAAGAUGGACGUUGUGCGCUACUGACCGAUGUUUCACGUCCGUGCCCAAGUCUAUCUUCUUUACGUCUUUGAAGGUGCUGCCAGUUUCUCGCGGCAAAGGCAUUUACCAGGAGGGCAUGGACCUUGCGCUGGAGAAACUCAACCACGGAGAUUGGGUACACAUUUUCCCCGAAGGCAGUCGAUCUCGAGAUGGUGGGAAAACCUUGGGAAAUGUGAAACGAGGGGUUGGGAGGCUAGUCAUGGAUGCGAAGGAGACGCCUGUGAUCAUCCCUUUCAUGCACGAAGGCAUGCAAGAAGUUUUGCCGAUUGGUAGCAAGUUCCCGCACAUCUGCAAGAAGGUGACUGUUCUUGUGGGAGAUCCAAUUCUCGUGGACGAUUUGCUUGCCAGAUGCAAGGACCAAGAACUCACAACCGAUGCUCUCUACGACGCCGUCGCGCAGCGCGUGGAAGAGAGAAUGCGGGGGAUGAAAGGCGAGCUACAGCAGCUGGUGGCGAACGAGAGACUAGCCCGCGAGAGAGAUCGCAAGCUCUAUCUGGCUCGGCGAGCGAGCGGGAUCUGGGAGCACGUCGAUUGGGAAAUGGAAGGCUUUUCACUCCACAGCGACGACGAGACGAUCGAUCACUCCCAUCAGCAGCAGCAGCGCGAAUUCUCCGAGAUCUCUUCCGGCGACGCAGCAAAAACGAGCUGGAUGGAUCAUCCAAUCCAUUCCAGCGAUCGCGCGCUGGAUUCUUCGCCAAGCAUCGCGGCGAGAUUGAGAGCUUUCGGCGAUCCAGCAGCGAUGGUUAGCUUCGCGGCACGCGGCAUCGCCUGGAACUGGAAGACGCGCGAGUUCAAAUAUGGUGUCGGCACGUGGACGGCCAGAUUGUGUGGAAAUCAAGGGCUGGGAUUGUAGAGGUUCUCGGGCUUGGGUUUGUGGCGUAGGGUUUGAGCGUUUGUGUUUUAUAGCGAGCGAGCUGGUUUGGCGUCGCCAAGGGUUCUAGGCGCUCAUAUCUCUUCACCGGUUUGCCACACACAGCCGCAAAGAUGAAUCGAGAGAAGCUGAUGAAGAUGGCUAGUGCUGUGCGCACCGGUGGAAAGGGCACAGUGAGGAGG